GAUGUAUCUCCCCCUCUCAUUCUCUCCGUCACACACACACACACUUUCUGCCUCACACAAACACAGAGACACACACAGGAGGCGGUUCUCUCCAGUCCCUCUCCAUCAGAAACAACUGACAGCCAGGCAGGCUAGCUGCAUCCUCUGGUAGCUAUAGCAGCAGCGCAGACCGCUACUAGCCGCCUCUACUGUCUGCUGCAUCUGUCAGCUGGCCGCCUGAUACGUGGAGCCUUUUGUGUCUCCCGAGAGUCCCGACUCCCAUUUGUGCUCUCUAUUGCGGGGGCUAAAGGAAACAACCAACAGCCACACCAAUGGACAUGAUGGGGAAGAAAGAACGCAGGGGCUGGGACUUCAAAGGCUUGCUGAAGAGGAACUGGCUGCUUAUUGCAACCAUUGUGUCGGUGCUGUUAGGGAUAGGUCUUGGGGUGGUGGUCAGGGAAUAUGCCUCCCUCUCCCACCUUCAUAAGCAGUAUUUUGGCUUCCCGGGAGAGAUCCUGAUGCGGAUGCUCAAGCUGGUCAUCCUGCCCCUCAUCAUCUCCAGCAUGAUAACAGGAGUCGCCGCCCUGGAUUCGGAAGUUUCUGGAAAGAUAGGUUUGAGGGCUGUGGUGUAUUACUUCUCCACCACCAUCAUCGCAGUUAUUCUGGGUAUUGUAUUGGUGAUGACCAUCAGACCUGGUGUCUCUCAGGAGGCCGAACAUAUCGACAGGACAGGGACCACACCAAACGUCACCACUGUCGACACUCUACUGGAUCUUGUCAGAAACAUGUUUCCUGAAAACCUACUGCAGGCUUGUUUCCAACAGUACAAGACAAAGCGCAAAGAGCUGGAACCACCUAAAGUGAAGGGGAACACUACAAUUACAAUGUUCCCUCCUCUCUCUACCGCUGUCAUGACAACCAUUUUCCCCCCAGAGAACAUCACCAAGGACUAUAAGAUAGUCGGGUCAUAUUCUGAUGGGAUCAACGUGCUGGGCCUCAUCGUGUUCUGUGUGGCGUUCGGCCUUGUCAUCGGCAAGAUGGGCGAAAGGGGACGCAUUCUGCUGGAAUUCUUUGAUGCUUUAAACGAGGCCACCAUGAGGCUAGUCCAGAUUAUCAUGUGCUACAUGCCAGUGGGGAUACUCUUCCUCAUAGCUGCCAAGAUCAUCGAGGUAGAAGACUGGGAGAUCUUCAGAAAGAUGGGCCUGUACAUGGUGACAGUGCUGAGUGGCCUAGCUAUCCACUCCACCAUUUGUCUGCCGCUGAUCUACUUUGCCAUUGUGAGGAAGAACCCGUAUACCUUUACCUUAGGGAUGGCCCAGGCACUGGUCACUGCUCUCAUGAUCUCUUCCAGCUCUGCCACCCUGCCGGUCACCUUCCGCUGUGCCGAAGAGAACCUCCGGAUCGACAAGAGGAUCACCCGCUUCGUGUUGCCUGUGGGCGCCACUAUCAACAUGGAUGGCACGGCUCUCUACGAGGCGGUUGCUGCCAUCUUCAUUGCCCAGCUCAACGACUACUCUCUGGAUGUGGGUCAGAUUGUCACCAUCAGUAUAACAGCAACAGUAGCCAGCAUCGGAGCUGCCGGUGUACCUAACGCUGGACUUGUCACCAUGGUGAUUGUGCUGACUGCCGUUGGACUACCUGCAAAUGAUGUCACUUUAAUUGUUGCUGUGGAUUGGCUACUAGACCGCUUCCGCACCAUGAUCAACGUGCUGGGGGAUGCCUACGGAGCUGGCAUUGUCCAGAAGCUGUCCAGGCGGGAGCUGGAGAGGAUGGACAUCACCUCGGACGUGGACGUGACCAACCCCUUCGUCCUGGAGACCACGCUGGACGAUGAAGAGUGUGAGAAAAAGUCUUAUGUCAACGGUGGCUUCACCAUCGACAAGACCGAUGCCAUCUCCUUCACCGAGACUUCACAGUUUUAGGAAGGAGGGCGGGGAGCCAAGAAGUGCCAUUGCUGCUAGAUGUUAGCCUGGUGGUCCCAUCCUGUUUGUAAGCAUGUUUCUAGAUCUGUUUGUGCUGUCUUGCCAACUCCUAUGGUCAUUGGCGUGACAACGACUAUUGGUAUUGGCGAGACAACACAAACAUACCUGGUACCAGGCUAGUCUGUUUGUGAUUUAGCCAACUCCUGUCUAUGUUCGUUCAUUGCCAUGUAUACAGUGUAGUACGGCUUGACAAGGAUAGAAGAGUUGGCUAUAGCCAGGGGUGAAAGUCAAUUUAAUUUCUUCCCAGUACGGGACCGCCUAUGUGUGUACGCACUUCAUCAUAGAAUUGCAUAUAGAAUCCCUAUUCAUUCAUAAUGAUCUCUGUGGGCUUAGUCGUAAAGAUUUAUAAUUAAGGCCUCCCGUGUGGCGCAGCGGUCUAAGGCACUGCGGUGCUUGAGAUGUCACUACAGAUCUGGGUUCAAUCCCAGGCUGUGUCCCAGCCGGCUGCGGCCGGGAGACCCGUGAGGCGACGCACAAUUGGCCCAGUGUCGUCCAGGCUAGGGGACGGUUAGCCCGUCACACUCUAGCGACUCCUGUGGCGGGCCGGGCGCAUGCACGCUGACACGGUCGCCAGUUGGACGGUGUUUCCUCCGACACAUUGGUGCGGCUGGCUUCAGGGUUACGCGAACAGUGUGUCAAGAAGCAGUGCGGGGUCAUGUUUCGGAAGACGCGCGGCUCUCGACCUUCGCCUCUCCCAAGUCUGUACGGGACUGUAACUACCAAUUGGAUAUCACCAGAAAAAGAUUUGUCAUUAAAAAUUUUAAAUGUAUUACCUUUUAUUGUGGCAUAAACACAACUAAUCAUUAUGUUUUAAUCUGAUUGUCCAACAAUCACUUCAAAAGGGCUCCUUUAGCCUAUUAGUUUACUCGUGCACAAUCAUCCACUCAAAAUAUAUUUCCAGCCUCCAAACAGUGGUGAAUGGAAAGAGACACAAAACACCACAAAGUGUAAUGACAUUUUGACAAAUGUCAUUAGGCCAGAAUUUAUGCGCCCACUGCUGUUCGUUAGCGUCUUGGUGUCGGCCAUUCAUCUCUGCCUUGGGAAAAUGUCAGUGUUCUUGUCGAGCCACAUCGCAUUUUUGGAGCGUAGGCUAUCCCACCCGUUCAAGUCCAUUUGCUCAUUUUUCAUGCCUCUGACAUGCGGUAGGUAGCCUAUUGAUAAAUAAUGGUGAAAUGGUUCUUGACAUUUUUUUCUUGAAAUAUUGUGACAGGCUCAUGUUUUACCAGUACGGCAUAACCCCACUAUUUAUUUUGCUGGGACGCCAUACUGGACCGUACCGUCUUGCUUUCAUCCCUGGCUAUAGCACAUACAGUAUACGACCAGACUUGGUAGAAAUGUGAGGGGGGUUCGAAGCUAUUCAUAAAACCAGCGCUUGUAAAAGGGAGGAAAAAAACAUGACAUGAGACACUUUCAAGCUCGAACGUUUGCAACAUUAGCCACCAUGUGUUUUCUCUAAGAGCUGUCAUCCUGCUUUUUAACCACGAGCGGAAAUCCUUCAAAUGAGCUGGAAAGUGUCUGAAUAUGGCACCCUAUUCCCUAAAUAAGCCCUGGUCAAAAGUAGUGCACUAUGUAGGGAAUAAUGUGCCCUUUCAGACAGUCCCAUGCUCUCCUUUACUAAAAGCGCUUCCAUCGUUAUGUUGACAUAAUGAACACAGUCACUUUUGAACAAAUCAAUACUUUUGUUAUUGUUUUUACAUAAAGGGAACUAGGAUAUGGGGACUACAAGAGGAGUCAAGAGCUGUUGAAAUUCAUACCUCCACCGUGGGUGUGCAGGUAUGUGUUCUGGUGGUCGUUUGUCUGUUUGUAUUUGUGUCUGAGAAAACGUAAAUAAUAUAUCGCCGGGCUGAGCUGUGUAAAUGUAUUGCAAAAAAGAGCAUGGAAGAAGAAAUACAACUAUAUUCCAGACGUUCAAUAUACUGUGUAUUGCAAAGAUUCAAACAGACUUUCAUAAACUACAGUGUUCCGCUUUGUUUGCCCUCCAGAAGAUAACUACUCUUUACAAAUGUCUUUUCAUUUUUGUCAAAAUUCUUGACAAUUGUGUGUGUAUUGUUAAUGUUAUUAAGCUUCCUGUGUCCAACUGUACAAUAUGUGCCAAACAUCAUAUUCAUUCAUUCAUUCACUUUGUAUCAUUCCAUGUAAAUUUUUUCAUUGCAUGAAGCAAUAUGGCAAAGAAAUACAGUGAAACUUGUAAUGAACAUAGACUUGCUAUACAGUAUGUAUUUUUAAAGUGACAAAUGGCCUUUAGUAAGACAAUAGAGUUGAUGGCACAAUAACGAGGUUUUGGAGGUAAGACUUAAUUGAAUACUGUUAAAUAUUUGGAAAUAUUUUCAUAAUGAAUUGCUAAAGAGUUAACGCUUAACCCUCGUUAAGGGGGGCUAUAUGGAUGACUUAAGGAUGGUCUUAGCGACAAAGGCUUUCUGAUAGCGAACGCUAACUAUAAAAGCUUCAUGAUAGUUUGUCAGAGAAGCAAUAGAAAAUGGUGGGGCCUCUGAAGCAAUGUUUCAGAAGACCCGGCAGUAGAAUCCAGGAAUGCAGUUGGUGCAAUUCCAACUUUAACCAUGGAACCUUAGUUAAAUGAGAUUUUAGAAAACCUCAGAAUUAUGAGCUCCAAACAGCUCAUAAAAAGGCAUUAUGUACGUAAUCACUUUGUGUGGUCCGACAAAUGAAUUAUUUUAUGUAGCCUUACUUUAGCGAUAUGACCCAUUCUGAGCCUUCACGUCAGUUGCAAUCAAGAUGUUUACAUUUUUUUUUUUUUAUAUAAUAAUCUCCAAUUUAUUUCCAUUUUUCAUCCCUUGAGGCAUGGGAUUAUUGAAAUUGCCACUCAAUGUUACAGCUCAUUGCAAUCCACCCUCUGUGACUUGUUUUUGUUCUACCACAGUGGCAUAAGGGCCUAAUUUGAGAUAGUAGACAACUUUAAUAUAUAACAUUUCUGAAGCUGGCAAGAUAUUGGGUACUGGAAAGCAAAUUGAGGGCAAUUUGUAACAUUUGGUUAAUCAGAUGUGACUAAAAAAAAGCUUGUGAAUCAGGUUCUUCUGUACAUUUCAAAAGCACAUGAUGAUAUUAACAACAAAUCAAUAAAUGGCUAUAUUGUGUACCAUUCACAAAUCACCUCAGUAUAUGAAUCCACAUGUGCUAGAUGUAUCUAACUGCAAGCUAAUAAAGACAAAUAUAACUUGGGCGUUUCUCUUUUGGAGGGGUUUCAAAAAUGGCUGAGAAUGUAUUAUUCCAGAGUUGUGGACAUUACUUCUUUCAUUUACUUGUUUUUUUUGUGUCCGGCAUCUGAUUAUUGAAUGUGCAUAUUUUUCCUUUUUCUACUGAGAAGGGUUACUGUACACCGUUUUUUUAAAUGAUCUAUGAGCAGUGCUUGGCUUGGGCAGGAGAUCACCUCACAUUUUCAACAGCUUGAGCUCCUGUUCCUCUUAUAGAAUAUUAUCUCAAAAGUAUUGUGAAACUCCUGCACCCAAAUAUAAACAGUACCGGCACCUAUUUCAGUCCAAGUCAAGCACCGUCUAUGAGAAUGCCAGGAUUUACCAAACUUUCUUGCUUCGUAUCCGAACAUACACAGACCAAAGAAUAAUUUAAAAAUAUCAUCUUGGCAGGAGACAGAACAUUUAGCAGUUUUCAAGGUCGACGGCGAAUGACUUCGCCACGAGCAGCACCACAGAUAUUGAGAUGAGUGAGAUGCAAGACUUCGCUCUCAAACAGUCACUCACACACAGUAUGCGCAUGUGCACGGGUUCGCUUCACGCUGUUCAUAGCGUGGCAGCCAGGGGACCAAAACAGCAGAGAAGUUGAGCCUUGCGCUUGAACACUAUUAGUUGUUGCAGAAAUUGACCCACUAUGCUGUUAACUUUCAGCAUCUACGUCAUAUCGCUGAGUCUACCUUUAAAACCAAUAUCCUGCAAUUCUAUACAUUUUGUUAUGGAACUGAGAGUACAUUUAGCAGUUUUUAAGCUAUUCUACGCAUUUUGACAUGGCUAAUUAUGUGUUCAGGGUUGAGAAUGUUACUUUCUAAAUGUAAUCCGUGAAAGUUAAUAGUUGCCUGUCCAAAAUUGUAAUUAGUAACGUAACUUUUGGAUUACCCAAACUCAGUAACAUAAUCGGAUUACUUUCAAGUACUUUUAGAUUACAUUCUCCUUAAGAGGCAUUAGAAGACAAACAUCCAUCAAACACAUUUGGGGUGCCAUCAAAGUGGUCUUUGGCUUGUGUUCAGACUCGCUCAGGUGGAACAAACUUAAACUUGCACCUUUUUUCAAUGCUGAAUUGAAUGUCAUUGAGAAAGUAGAAAGAUGUCAUAAUGGCUGUUUGGCAAACAUCCUUUCUGAAUUUAAAAGUAAUCAUGUAGUUUUUCAAAAGUAUCUCUAAUCUGAUUACAAUAUUAUUGCUGUAACGUAACUGACAACAGUAAAUGUUUUUUGUAAUCAGUUACUCCCCAACCCAGGUUCUUAUGCUCAGACGUUAUAGCAAAAUGAACGGGAGCCUAAUCUAGCUUUUCUUUAGUUGAUUGUAAAUUCUCAAAGAUUAUAGGCUAGGUUACACCUUCAAAUGUUAUAAAUGGAAUGAAAUGCCUUUGUUCUCUCUCUUAUCCUGUAUCCCGUCCAUGGAGGAAGGUUGUAUGCCUAGUAGGCAUUUCUUUGUUCAUGCCUUGUAAGUUAACCUUCGGAUCUAUAUGCUUGGAAUAAUGCCUUGUAAUGCUUGUUAAUGCUUUAUAACUUCAUCUUUAUGCCUUGUAUGUGAAUCCAUUAAUUUAACAAAGAAAUUAAAUACACUUGUAUUUAGAA
Molecule: messenger RNA, 6742 nt
Organism: Oncorhynchus mykiss (rainbow trout)
Lineage: Eukaryota; Metazoa; Chordata; Actinopteri; Salmoniformes; Salmonidae
Gene: slc1a1
Product: solute carrier family 1 member 1
Biological process (GO): L-glutamate transmembrane transport
Cellular component (GO): plasma membrane
Molecular function (GO): L-cysteine transmembrane transporter activity; L-glutamate transmembrane transporter activity; glutamate:sodium symporter activity
Source: RefSeq, a predicted model, not a curated record